AUGUAUACAUUCAGUAUGGAGUUACACCACUAUAUAUGCAGACAUUAAGCCUACUUAACUUAUUACAGUGUUGUGAUCAAUUUCCACAUAACAGACCCUGCAAUUCAUUUUCAAUAUUGCAUUGAUUUUUAAUUUUAAUCUAUUUGUGCUGAAUGAAUUAAUGUAUUGGAUUUAUACAAUUGAAGGUAAAAUCUCUACUACCAGCUGGUUAAUGUGUGUGACUGUUUUUACAUGAAGUAGAAAGUCACUAUGGACUGGAAUAUAUCAAUACUGAUUGAUUAAAGUGGUGUAAUGUUCCAGUCACAGCAAUACAGCAGUGAUAAUUAACUUGUUCCAUCCAGCAGAAAGCAAUAUUUACUGGCUAUUUUCAUUUAAUUGCAUUUCAAGAUCAAUAUAUUCAAUAACUAUUUAAGUGACAGUCUGUGAAACCUGUGAUAGGAUAUGCUGAAAUAAACAUUGUAUGUCAACAUUUGGCAAAAUUUCUGUAUGAAAGACUUGCUGGCAAACAUCCUGGAUAAUACUAUCAGUAGCAAUCAUGGUGCAAUAAAUAAAACACUAUGAUGUGUGUGUGUAGUUAAUACUAAUCAUAUACUCACAUACUACCAUCUAAUGAAGGAGAUUUCAGAAGCCAUGAUGGAUGUGCAGAGCGAGUGUGAAGUUAUACCACGUGACUUCCUUUGCUGUAAACUAUGUGAGGAGGAGUUUAAACAACCAAAAUACCUUGUCUGUUUCCACUCUUUCUGUCAACAAUGUAUCGACAAGUACAUGCUAGAACACAAUCACAAUGGCUCAUACUGGUGUCCUAUCUGUGGAACUGAAACCAUCAACCAGGAAAAGGGAACUAACAACCUCUCAGAUAACUUACUCGCUCAAAGACUUGUCAGUCCAUCUACAAACUCUCAGCAAAAGGACAAAAUAUGCACCAUAUGUAAAAAUGGGGGAAAUUUUAUUGAUGCAAAAGGUUUCUGUAUAAACUGUGGUGACUUUCUAUGUAGAGAAUGUACAGACUUGCACAUGGAACAAGCAGACACAAGUGAUCAUCAGCUUGAAACUAUGGAAGAGCAUGCAAUACGUACAGAGUACGAGGAAUCUGCAAAGGUUGGACAUGUAGUUCCUCGUUGCUGCUCCUAUUACGACCCCCUGGAUAUAAGUGCCCUGUUCUGUGUGGACUGUGAUACAGCUGUAUGUGGGGACUGUCAUCUGUCAUACCAUGAAGAACAUCGCUGUGCAGAAAUGGUUGCUGUUGCAGAAAAUUUCCAAAACAAAAUAAAACAACCUCUGGAAGAAUUGCAGAAUGAUGCCACACAACUACAAGAGGCAAUGAUCAGUCUACAGAAGGCAGAACAAAACACAAUUGAACAACAAAAAGAACUUCAUCAAAUUGUUAAGAAGCGGACAAAGUAUCUGAGCGAACUAAUAGCACAAUAUGAGAAUGUAUUAUUGGAGGAAAUAGACAGGAGACAUGCACAACAUCUAGAUGACAUUCACGAGAGAAGAAAAGAUCUUCAAAUGCAUCUUGCUGCUAUUGAUGGAGUUAGUGACUUUACAGAGAAACUUCUGUCAUAUGGUUCAUUUGAAGAGAAAGUGCUCAUGAGAAAGAAGGUCGGAAAGCGUGUAAGAGAACUCUGUGAGGAGCCUUUACUUACUGAUUCCAUGACUCCACAGAGAGUGAAGCUAACUGAGCCAAACGUUGCCAUAGAAACAGUGUGCAACAUGUUUGGAGAACUGAAAACAAUUGAAGAAAAUCCAGAAUCAGACAGUAGUAAAGUUGCUGAGCAAGUGUAUGUAGAUUCUGGACAUGAAAGUGAAGUACUGGAUAAUGCUGAAACUGAUGAAACUUUACAACCAACUGAUGAUUAUGAAGUAGAAAGUGAACAACUUGGUUCUACCACUGGAAGUGAUGUUAAAAUGUUGACACUAAGUAACAACAGUGAUUCACUAAGGAAUGUUAAGUUCCGAGAAGAAGUUGAAGAGGCAGAAUACGAAGCUGAAAAUACCUUCACAUUAGAGAACCCAAAAAGGGAAAUAACUCUUCCCCAUACAAUUCAGCAAGAGUGCCUUAAAGGCAUUGGAAUAAACAAGUAUGGUGAUAUGAUUGUUGGUGCAUCUUCAGGAAACUAUCAGAUAGUAUAUUUGCUAGAGAAACGGGGCAUUAUUCGAGGCCAGGUACCUGUACCAGCUGGGUGGACAAUACAUUCAGUUGCAAGUGAUGGUAAAGUGGCACUGACUGUGGCAAGGGGUGAUAACAGAUACAAAGUCAGAGUUAUGAAAAAUGAUGGCUCAGGAAAAAUUCUUGCCAAUAUGCAGAUUGAAAACUAUGGACUGAACUUUGUCACUUCAGACCAAUUGGGGAAUCUGAUAGUUGCUUCCAACCGCUACUCUCAUGUGACCAAUUUUGGUAAAAUGACAUCAAAGGCUGGUGGUAAUAUCAGCCUGUAUGAUCAUCAGGGGUUCCUGAAGCGUAGGAUAACAAACGAAGAUUACCAAGACCUAGGCAUGUACAUUCUUGAAAAGCCUCAUUGCAUAGCAGUUGACAACAACCUAGGAAAUUUCUAUGUGGCAGAUCCUGGAAAUCACAAUGUCACUGGCUUUGACAACACAGGUGAAUUGUUGUUUGAAUAUGGGAAUAGUGAUGAGGAGGCAGAAAUAUACGAUGGUCCAGACCUUGUCUGCACAGACAGUCAGGGUAAUGUUCUUGUUGCUGAUAAACGUAUGGGUAAAAUUGAUGUCCUCACUAACAAAGGUGAACUGAAAAAGUCUUUGUUCACAGAAGAUAUUAUCAAAUACAUUUCUGUGACACCAGACAAACUUCUCAUGGUAGCAACUGCGGAAGGUACCAUCAAAUUUCAUGAAUAUCUUAAUUAAUAACUUUGUGUUGCAGUGAAUUUUUUAACCUGUAGGUCCAGACUGACAAGAAGAUGCCAUGUACGCUACAUGAUAUAAUAUUACACUAGACUUUGUAAUCUAAAACAGUAAAGGCAUUUCAAAUAACAGGAUAGUGUCUGACCAAUCCUUUAAUACAAUAAACACUUUCCCUGAAAAUAAUAAAGAUACUGCAGGGAACAGCAGAAAGGUUGUGUUAUGGGCACUCACACAUUUAAGAAGUGAUUAUUUUAAUAAAAUUUAAUGGCUAAGGUAUCAAAAUUAUAUCAAUUAGAAGUCUGCCCAUUCUACUUCAAAUGUACUUGUAAAGCCAAAAUUUCAGGUUUUAAAGCUAGAAGUCCACAGUUUGGGUGAAAUUUUUCCAACAUGUUUAUUUCCACCACAUGAGGCAUAGAAUGAAUAUAUGACACUGAAAAAUGAUAGAGUGAGUAAAAGCAAAAGUUAGAUAAUGGUAAAAAUGAAAGAAGAAUGUAAAUUUUUGCAUUAUUUCAAAAGCUUUGCAAUGGUUUAUUACCUUCCGCACAACAAUUUUGGUUAUUUAUAAGUGUAUCUUGCAAAAAUCUUCUGUCAAUAAGUUUAUACUACUAGUCACUUUCAGAGUACUUACUCACUUUUUAUGGAUUUUUGAGAAUAAUCAUUUUUCACCUAGAAUGUGUGGGUUAGUCAUUUAAAACGUGGAAUUAAGCAAAUAUUUAUUAUUGUUGAGAACUUACUUUACUUACAUGUAUCGACAUUGCAAGUUCUCUACGACUGCUGUAGUUCUACAUCUACAGAUCAAAAAGCUAACAUGUUGACACAGAACUGAGAAAAAUGAUUUUUAUAGGAAAGUCUAUUAUAUACAAGCACUCAGUGUCACUAAAUGGACAGUAAAUGAAAGAUUACAAUUUGACUUUUUCACAUUUGAGUGACAUCUAAUGUUCAAGUUUAUUGUAACAAAGCUGUGUAGUACACCAUACACUCAUUUUGUUUAUAGAAACUUGCAUUUACAAUAUGAAAUAUUCAUGUAAUCUGUUAUAACUUUUUAUGAUCUGUUUUAUGUAUUGAACUAUUUUUAUUUGUUAUAAUAUUUGAAGUCUGUUACAAUUCUCUACCAGAGGAAAGAAUAUUAUAUUUAAACUAAUCACAAACAUGCUCAUAUCAGAAAUGUUUAUAAUACAUCUUAACUGUACAAUCACCAUGUCAGAAAAAAAAAAACAUUUCAUCUUAAUUUGAAGCCAAACCACUGACUCUUUGUAUGUUGCUGAAUAAACAUCAAACAUUUUUUAAGAUAAAAAAAAAAAAAAAAAAAAAAUGAAAAA
This is a messenger RNA of Mercenaria mercenaria, 4181 nucleotides long. Its product is annotated as tripartite motif-containing protein 2-like. Bases 610 to 2865 code for a protein of 751 amino acids. NCBI's taxonomy places the organism in Eukaryota, Metazoa, Mollusca, Bivalvia, Venerida, Veneridae. The record is from RefSeq and is a predicted model, not a curated record. Gene Ontology annotation, molecular function: zinc ion binding; protein binding. The transcript has 2 exons.